UGUCAUUUGAGCGUGCGUGAAUGACGAAGAAGACGUGGCGCCAGCUUUUCCUCUGCUUCAACAAGCUACCGCUAUCUAACGAUUAUUGAAUGAGCACAAGUGAUUUUCCAAUCGCUACACUUCCGACAAAAUGAUUUCUCUAACGGAUUCACAGAAAAUCGGGAUGGGGUUGACAGGCUUUGGCGUGUUCUUCCUCUUCUUUGGGAUGAUCCUGUUUUUUGACAAGGCUCUUCUUGCCAUUGGAAAUAUAUUGUUUGUAGCAGGCCUAUCCUUUGUCAUCGGCUUGGAGCGUACCUUCAAAUUCUUCUUCCAGAGACACAAAUUUAAAGCCACGAGUUUCUUCCUGGGGGGUGUGCUGGUGGUUCUGAUUGGCUGGCCUAUCAUUGGAGUGGUGCUGGAGAUCUAUGGCUUCUUCCUCUUAUUCCGGGGCUUCUUCCCAGUGGCAGUAGGCUUCAUCAGGAGGGUGCCUGUCCUCGGGUCCAUACUGAACCUCCCAGGGAUUAGUGGAUUUGUGGACAAAGUCGGCGAGAGCAACAAUAUGGUAUAACAGUGAACAUCUUUGGAUUGGAGGAUAUGAAAUCCCUUUACUCUAUUUAUAAUAGUUUAUAUUGGUGACUUUUCUCUACUGGUCAACUAUUGGCCAAGACUACCCCCAUGUCAAAGGUCAAAGCUGUGAAUCAGGAACCUCUUUCUGAUCAAAGGAAAAUAAGGUUUCUUUGGGCAGACGUAUGAAUACAACUGGUAUCGUAAAGUUUCCUUUGACGGAAACGGUCUCAUAACCUGGUUGCCAUCGAUGGACGUUGUUACUAAGGGACUACUUUAUUUCAAGGCCCAAUGGGUGAAUUGGGCCCUUUGUGUCACUGCCCGUUCCUGAUCGACUGAUUAUGAUGAUUGACAUGUGACUGGACCAACCACUGGAUUGGACAUCGCUAUGGAGGAGAAGUCUUGAAUCUGUUACAGCAGUCUUUCUUCUAGAAUGUUGUUCUGGAAUGUUAUCUGUACAGUCAGAGAAGUGUUUUGGUUACUUGAUGAAGAGUUUCUGGAAUUUUUGUAUGGCUGUUUAGAGUACAGUUGUGUUACACCUGUGUGCUGUUCAGGAGGAUGUAGCUUUACAGAACAUUCAGAUAGAAAUGUAUUGUGUAGAACAGAUAUGAUUGUCAGAUAGAAUAAAUAGAGCUGACAUAAUUCCCUAUCUGCAAUGUUCAGAAUGUUUUGCAUCACUAAAUACUAAGCUGUUGAAGAUGACUUGCCCUGUGCGCACAAUGGGUCACAAAUGGGUACAUUCAUUUAAGCUUGUCCAGGACACCGGGUGAGUUGAAUUUACACGUUUUAAACUAUUCCUUCCUAAAAAUGAAAAUUUCCACCCACCUGGGGCACUGGGCGAGCUAAAACGAAUGCAUCCAAUGCUACAGAUGUGUCUCUACAACCCAGAUAUUGAUGGUCUCACAGCAGCUGGGCUUUGUCACUUUCUACUUAAUGUAUUAAGAGGUUCGUCAGAGAGA
Messenger RNA from Salvelinus namaycush (lake trout), 1502 nucleotides. RefSeq names its product vesicle transport protein GOT1B. NCBI's taxonomy places the organism in Eukaryota, Metazoa, Chordata, Actinopteri, Salmoniformes, Salmonidae. Gene Ontology annotation, biological process: retrograde transport, endosome to Golgi; endoplasmic reticulum to Golgi vesicle-mediated transport. Gene Ontology annotation, cellular component: endoplasmic reticulum; membrane. The record is from RefSeq and is a predicted model, not a curated record. The coding region runs from base 131 to 547 and encodes 138 amino acids. The transcript has 5 exons.